AUGAACUUGGGGUUAGUGUGCGGAGAUGCAGAGUUCAAACGACCCAUCUGGCUUCUCAUCACCGUCAUCAGUCUCUGUCCAGUCUCCCAUCCCGCCUCGGACAAUCACAGGCCCACCGCCGCCAUGAUCCAUCACUGUGGAAACAUCGGGCCAGUAAUUGUUCCACGGGCCAGGAAGACCCUGCCUCACCCAGACCCACCAUAUCUGCUGGUAUUUCACUUUAGGGGUGAAAUGGGCGUCCAGGGAGAGGCGGGAGGGGGUGGGGGAGUCAUGGUCAAGACUAAGAUGUGA
Molecule: messenger RNA, 291 nt
Organism: Knipowitschia caucasica
Lineage: Eukaryota; Metazoa; Chordata; Actinopteri; Gobiiformes; Gobiidae
Source: the annotation of a GenBank genome assembly